UAGGCAAGUCUGUCAGCAAAAUAGGGUUGGUACUCUAACUAUCCUAUUUUAGACUCUUACAAAACCACAGCACAAAUUCAACUUCUCACCACUUCACACAUACAACCAACUUCCUCUUCCCCGAGGUUACAUUGAAAACAACUAGUUCCUCCAGAUCGAUCCAUAAUUCUGGGACUAUCCAUCACUCUACACUCAACAUUCGACACGGAUAGUUUCACUUUCGAUACCUUGUUGGCCAUCCACCCUUAACAACCUCAGAUUCGAGUAGUUUGUCUCAGCCAAACUAACCGCACAAUUUAGCAACUGCAACAGCAACAGCAGUCCUAUCCAACUCGACUCUGAUUCUCUUGCAGACAUCUACAUCUUGAUAUCUACCAAUACUACUUGAGAGUGCACAUUGAAGAAAGUCAUCAUCAUGUCUGCGGUUGCUGCGAAAAAUCGUUUGAUGACCGAGUACAAGGGGCUCGAAAAGGAGAAAUGGGUCAAUAUCGAGGUAGGAGAAUCUGGACUAUGACUGCUGUUCUCAAAGCUAACACCAUAUACAGCUGAAUGAAGGGGCCCUCUUUAAAUGGGAAAUUGGUCUGAUGGUCGUUAAUGAUGAAAGUGCCUUCAACGGUGGCUACUUCAAGGUGAGGAUUGUUUAUUUCACUGUGUCUUACAGCUGCUGAUUUUUAACCCUAGGCCGAAAUGACUUUCACCGACAAUUAUCCUUACAGUCCUCCUACCUUUAAGUUCCUCCGACCUAUUCAACAUCCAAAUAUCUACCCCGAUGGCAAAUUAUGCAUAUCGAUCUUGCACCCACCUGGAGAAGAUGAGCAGUCCGGGGAAUCUGCCAGUGAGCGUUGGUCACCAUUACAAGGGGUAGAAUCAGUCUUGCGUUCUAUCCUCCUCCUUCUCGAUGCCCCUGAGAUCAAUUCUCCUGCAAAUGUCGACGCAGGCGUCAUGUAUCGCGACAAUAGAGAAAAAUAUAAUGAGAAAGCUAAGGAGGCCGUGGCUGCCUCGAAGCAAGAUAUUCCAGCCGGGUUCGAAAUGCCCACAACACUUGAGACUGCCCCUCCUGCCAAGCCUGUAGACGACGAUGCAUUCUGGGCCGAGAGCGAUGAAGAGGACGAUUUUGGAGCCAGCGAUAGUUCUGAAGACUUUGGCAUGGAGGAUGGAGACGAAGAGGAAGAGGAAGAUGAUGGGGAGGAACAAGAGGAAGAUGAAGAUAUGGAGGAUUAGAUGGAAACAGAGCUAUCAAGCCUGUUUCAUUCUCAUUCAUGAAAUUCACGGCUUCUUCCUCGAUCCUCCUGCCUCGUCAUAUCUCACCCCGACAUUCCGCCAAAUCACAUCAUGGUCAACUUCGAUAGAGGGAGCAUAAUCUUACUUUAUUUUACAAUGCAUAGCAUAGCGGCGGUCCGCUCGGUUAACACGGUGGGCGCAAGGGGAAAUGCAGGCAGGUAUGCAUUCGAGGCGUAUAACAUGCUUUUUACAUUGGGGAUCUUAAGGCUUUUAGAUUAUGGGGAAUAUGAACUGGGUGUUACAUACUUUUUGGGGGUCGGGGCGUAAUUUGUAAUGGGCUUUUGCAGCAGAUAGCAAGACUGGGUAAAUAUUUGCAGGCUGUA
Sclerotinia trifoliorum is the source of this 1604-nucleotide messenger RNA. The record is from the annotation of a GenBank genome assembly. Lineage: Eukaryota; Fungi; Ascomycota; Leotiomycetes; Helotiales; Sclerotiniaceae.